Molecule: messenger RNA, 1662 nt
Organism: Prinia subflava (tawny-flanked prinia)
Lineage: Eukaryota; Metazoa; Chordata; Aves; Passeriformes; Cisticolidae
Gene: MOB1A
Product: MOB kinase activator 1A
Exons: 6
Coding region: 516-1166 (216 amino acids)
Biological process (GO): hippo signaling; positive regulation of protein phosphorylation
Cellular component (GO): cytoplasm; nucleus
Molecular function (GO): protein kinase activator activity
Source: RefSeq, a predicted model, not a curated record
CCGCCCAUUUCCUGGAGAUCUCGCGAUAGUUGGUGGCGCGGGCGCGUCCCGCCAGGAGCUGCCGCCGCUCCCUCAGCGCAGCCCGGCCCGGCUCGGCUCGGCUCGGCCCGGCUCGGCUCGGCUCGGCUCGGCUCGGCUCGGCUCGGCUCGGCUCGGCUCGGCUCGAUCCGCUCCCUCUGCUCGGCCCCGCUUCCCUCAGCCCUUCCCGCUCCCUCAUCCCGGCCCCGCUCCCUCAGCCCUUCCCGCUCCCUCAGCCCUUCCUGCUCCCUCAGCCCGGCCCCGCUCCCUCAGCCCGUUCCCUCAGCCCUCUCCGCUCCCACAUCCCGGCUCCUCUUCCUUCCGCCCGCUUCCUCAGCCCUUCCCGGUCCCUCUCCCCUUCUCUCUCCCUCAACACAUUUCCGAUCCCCUCAGUCCCUUCCCGCUUCCCCCAGCUCUUCUCGCUCCCUCAGUCCCUUCGCGCUCCUCUCAUCCCGUUCCAGCUCCUCUCAUCCUCAGCCCGCCUGCUCCGUCUCACCAUGAGCUUCCUCUUUGGGAGCCGGUCCUCGAAAACGUUCAAGCCAAAGAAGAACAUUCCAGAAGGAUCCCACCAGUACGAGCUCCUCAAGCACGCCGAGGCCACGCUGGGCAGCGGCAACCUGCGGCAGGCCGUGAUGCUGCCCGAGGGGGAGGACCUCAACGAGUGGAUUGCUGUGAACACCGUGGAUUUCUUCAACCAGAUCAACAUGUUGUACGGGACCAUCACGGAGUUCUGCAGCGAGAGCAGCUGCCCUGUCAUGUCUGCAGGGCCCAGGUACGAGUACCACUGGGCCGACGGCACCAACAUCAAGAAGCCCAUCAAGUGCUCAGCACCCAAAUACAUCGAUUACCUGAUGACGUGGGUGCAGGACCAGCUGGAUGACGAGACCCUCUUCCCCUCCAAGAUCGGCGUGCCCUUUCCCAAGAACUUCAUGUCGGUGGCCAAGACCAUCCUGAAGCGGCUGUUCCGCGUCUACGCCCACAUCUACCACCAGCACUUCGACUCGGUGAUGCGGCUGCAGGAGGAGGCUCACCUCAACACCUCCUUCAAGCACUUCAUCUUCUUUGUGCAGGAGUUCAGCCUGAUCGACAGGCGGGAGCUGGCUCCUCUGCACGAGCUGAUUGAGAAGUUGGGCUCCAAGGACAGAUAAAACCCCCCGGGAGGACCCUUCUGGCUGCUCCUUUCCUGCUUCUCCUUCAGCCGCCUCUGUGCUUGGCUCCAGUGACUGGGCAGCACCGAGGGACCCCAGUGCUGCUGUGCAGCCCCUGCUGGGCUCUCCCUGCCGUGGCUGGGCAGGGCUGGAGCAGGUUCUGUCCUGCUCUGCACAUUCCAGGGCUGCCCGGCCGCUUUCUGCUCCCACAGCUCCUCUCUGGACUCUCCAGCCUGAGAGCACGCCCGGAGCGGCUCCGCUCAUUUCUGGAACUGCUUUUUUUUUUUUUUAGUUUGUUUUUUUGGAUAAAAGAGGUGCACUUUGGCCCUGAGCCUUAAGCUCCCCGUGGUGGCAGCAGUGGGGGGUGAGGAGGAGAAGUGCCUGGCCCCAGGGGGGGCUGUCCCUACCCCUGGGCGGGAGGAGCAGCUCUGGGAUGUCCCACGGGUCCCCCCUGUGUGGCAAAGGCAAUAAAGUUUCUUCCUGCUCUUCUCUCAAA